GGAGGGUAACUGAGAGGGUGGGGGAUGGCAGCAGCGGCGGCAGCUAGCAACGAUUUCAGUAGGAGGUGACCGCGUCUCACCUGAGUAUGUCACAGGUUGGUGUAGUUCCAGAAACACCCUCGGUGAUGUAAAACGCGCACCAAAGCAGCCGGUUUUUGUUUUUUAUUUGCCAAAUCUCAUGCUGUCCGGACAGCGUUUCUGCUACCCCCUACCGGUGUGCUGAGCUCACCGCAGCCCCGGCCUGCCGCUAUCGGAACGGCGAGAGGUGGGCAGCGCUGGAGCCGGAGGCUUUGGGCCGUCAGCCCGAAGCCAAUGGUGGCCCACGUUUCCACGAGCCCUGGGCGGCAUUACCGAGUCACGGCACUUAAUCCUGAAUUGCACUGUGUUCCUAUGCCUCUGUGUUGCUAUAAUGUACAUAUCUAUCGGAUUCUUUUGUAGAUAAGACAUUUUAGAUAAGAAUUUUUAAAUGGGCUCCCCCCCCCCCAGAUAUUUUAUGCCAGAUGUCUAGUUUUUUUUACACCGGGGAUUAACAUGAAGGUUGGAUGCUGUGUGGGCAGGGAAAGGAUAAAUGGAUGGUACAUUGGCUUUACAAAGGUAACAAUGCAUGUUUUAAAAGAAAACUGGAGAAAAAAAAAAAACUGCUUGGAAAAAAAAAAUCCAUUCGAUUAUAUUCUAUGUUCUGCAUAAUAAAGAGUUUAAAAAGAAAAGCGCUGCUCUGCUCUUCCUUCCUGCCGGCUGCAGGGCAGGGUGAGCUGGGCACCCUCCGUUCCCGCGCAGGAGCCCUUCCCGGGGGCGGCGGAGGCUCCGGGCCCCCCUCCGCGCCGCUCCCGCCCCUCCGUCCGGCGCCGCUCCCGCGCUCACUGCGGCCGCGCCGCGCCCUCCUCGCGUCACGCGGCCGGGCCGGGCCCCGCCGACCCGCGGCCGCCUCAGCGCCGUGCGGGGGCUCCCCCGAGGGGCAGCGCCCGGUGCCGCGGGGCCGGCGCCGAAGAGGCGAGCCGGCGGCGGGGAGCGCCGCGGAACAAAGAGCUCCGGGCCGGGCCCGACGGCGGGGCAGCGCCGGCGAGAGAGAGAGUCCGUCGGCGGCCCCGCGGCCAUGCCGCCGCCGGGAGGGGAGGAGCGGCCGGCGGAGCCCCGGAGGGGCCGCGCUCGGCGGGAGAGAGGGGGCGGCCCGGGGGCGCCCGGCGCCCCCGAGCGGGGCAGGGGCGGAGGCGCGGCGGGGCCCGGCCCGGAGCCGUCCCGCGACGGGCGGCGGUGCUGCGGUGCGCGGCGUCGCCAGAGGAGCGGCGGCCCCGGGGAGUGACUCCGGUGGGGGAGGAGGAGAAGAGGAAGAAAUCAGAGUGCCGCGGGCCCGGAGGGGGUGGGGAGGCGAAGCCCUCUCCUCCCCCCUCCCGCACGCACUUGCGGAGCUCUCGGAGUUGCCCUUCAGCAUCGGCGGCACCGGGAGGCGAACCCCGCGGCGGCGGAGCCCGGCGUGCCCCGGCUGCGCUUCUGCUGCUUUUUUCUUAAUUUUUUUUUCUUCCUGCCCGUUUUUGUGGUGUUUUUCUUCUUUUUCUUUUUUUUUUUUUUCCUCCCGGUUGGUUUCCCCGCUCCCGCCGAGGGCCGCCGUGCCCGGCGCUGGGCAGGCACGGAGAGAUGCCGCUGCCGGGCGGGAGGGUGGUGCUCGUCCUCGGCUUCGUCCUCCUGACAGCGCUCGUGGCCGCCGUGCGGGGGCUGCCCGUCAGCAGACAGCGCGGCGGGCCCAGGGAGAGGAGCUCCAAGCUGGCCGAGGCAGUUGAGAAGAGAGAAUGCUUUCUUCCAAACCGUGCCCGAAAAUCUAACAGGAGAAGACAUCCACCGAUUGUGCGGCUCUUUGGCCGUGUUACAUACAGGAGGUGCGCGGGCUCCAAAGCAGCGUGCAGUGAACAGCAGGGAUUUCUCCUGCAGGCUGCCUUGCAGCCAGACACGGGCGGCUCUGCAGCAGCUCACUGCGGUGUCCCCGGCUCACAUGCAGCGCUCCAAGUUUGGGUAACCAAACUCGGAAGAGCUCGUGUCCCCGUGGGGACAGCUCGUCACUUUGCUUAAUGCCUUGUUUGUUUCUGAAGUCGGGGGGUUUAAAUGCAAAAUAUGUUUUGAUAAACUCCCUGGAUUCCAAAAUAUUGGCUUUGAGCAUUGUUGGUGGAUGUUUGGAUUCUUUCCGGCUGAUACAAAUCAGUUCCAGGGCUCUUCUAGGAAGCAUGAAAUGAGCGAUGCCCCAGCACAACGGGAAAGCAAGCUUUAGAAGUGAUCAAACUUGUGUUCACUGAUACAGCCACUGCGUGUAGCUGUGCACAGAGGUAUCCGUAACAGCAGCAGCACCGGCGCUGUGCUGGCAGUGCGGCCACGCCAUGAGAUCCAGGAGCGUGCUGUUGGAGUUCCCCUGUCUGAGGCUGCAAGCAAAGCUGUUCCGAUGAGAGGUAAAGCGUGGUAACAAAAGAAAUGCCAAACAGCUUGAGGGCUGUACUGGCUGUAGGUUGUGGGUUUUCAAAGCCCGCUGGUGUAACUGGGCCCAUGGGAAGUAAGGAAACGAGAACAGCGCUCAGUGUUUACUGGUUGCGUCUGGCAGUGAGAGAAGCAGAGGGAAACAGACUUUGCACUGGAAGUUCUGCACUGAGAUGUUCUGCUCACCGAAUAAAGCAGUUGUGGCAGUUCUGAUCAAAAACACGAGCAGCUGGGAGCCCGGGCUGGAGGAGCGCCUGGAAUGAAGUGUGGCAUCAGGCGGUGUGUGCCUGGCGCUGCGAGCAGAGGGAAGGCGUCCCAAGCCAGGUGCGUCGGCUGUGCUGGAAGAAAGCGGCUGGACUGGAGCUGCCGGGCCACGGGCCAGGUCGCUCGGCGCCUGGCAGUGCAGGCACGCUGCGUGGGGACGCUGCAGGGACAGGAGGGGUCUGCGCGGCACCGCGGCCCCGGAGCCUCGCUGCUGUCACCGUGCGGGCAGCCCGGCUGUGUCAGCGGCAGUCACUGCCUGCGGAUGUGCUUUUUACCUUUUCAUUUCUUGAGCAAUUAAGCGUUCUUGUCCCUGGCUUUGUCCUUGGCGGAGGUCGGAUUUGCGGGCACAAAACGUGCACUGAAGCAUCCUUCCGCCCUGAAAGGGACUCUUUGUGCGCGGGGAGGUACUUUACCCUUUGUAGCAAAUUUCCUUUUGAGAAGUGCCAAAUUAUCUUAGUCAACACAGUUGAAAACCCUCCCGCCCCGGGGCCGAGUCGGGCGCAAACAAUGGGAGCUGGGUGCAGGGGAGCUGUGCCACCGGGGGCUCCUUCCUUCUCGCUGUGCAGACGGGGCUGUGCGGCCCCACGGCCGGAAUCAAAGGGGUUCCUGCAAAAGGCACACGGAGGGGAAGGGAUUUGGCGCAACCUCUCGGCAGGGCGCCGCCCGGCCCUCCCUGGCACGGCGGCUCUUCCUGGGGAGCACCCCCAUCUCCUCCGCUCCUGCUGGCCUGGACCCAAAGUCCCCACUGCCCCCCGGCAGCCGGAGCUGGGGCUGAGUGCUGGGGACGGGUCAGGCUCCUGCAUACCUUAAGGACUGAUGAUGGCAGUCGUGCCUCCGGCCGCAGUCCCCCCCCCUGAGUGACUGAGCUGGUGUAGGGCGUGCGCCUGGGAUUUCGAGCCGGUUUCUUAGGGUCGGGGAGUGGAGAAAGGAGCCUUUCGCUUUCCAUGGAAUCAGCGAACGUUUUUCCACUCAGAAUAAUUCCCAAACCGUCCACCUGGCACUUCCCCAUGGGCAGGGUGAGGCGGGCUGGGCCGCUCGGUGUUCCCAAGCACGUGGCAGCUGCGCUCGUGGUGCUCAAUGAAAACACCAGAGCCAAGAGGCAGGGCAGGGCGGGCAGCAGCGCUUCUGUGUAAAACAAGCUGCCAUUUCAGGCAGAAGUUUGUAAAAGUGCGAGGACUUCUUUAUUAAUAGAACAUUUUCGAAGGGAGCGUUCAUUAGGCCGUCAGGUGCUUUUAUGUGGCCAGCUGCAGAAGUUGGCUGGCACGGUGUGUCUCAGGGCUGCUCAGCUCCUGUACCUCCCCUGUGUGGCGGGACUCGCGUUGAGCUGAGGAGCUGUUGGGUACCUUAGAGAUGAAGACACCAAGAGGAUGGUGACCCACCUGCCCAGCAGCCCCGAGCAGCUCUUGGCUGUGGGUUGCAUUUGUCUCCCAGGGAAGGACGUGGCUUCAAAGGGAACAAAACACUGUAAAUUCCUCCCGGUUAUUGCUGCCUUUGCUGUGCCCUGUUGCUCCCAGCUGGGCCAGGAACGUGUCCUGAGCUGUGGCAGCCAUCAUUACGUGCGGCCGUUCUCUCCUUGGGAGAAACAACCCCGGGCUGCUUGGCAGGAACUGCAUUGCAUUGUGUCAGCUGUGGGGAGGAGGGAUGGGGACACUUGCUCUGCUGUCUUUGGGGGUUUUGGUCUCGGGGUUCUGCUUGAGUUGCAAUAGUGGAAGAGGCAGCAGCUGGAGCAGCCAGAGGGCUGCAGUACCCAGGCUGACAAAUGUAUGUCAUUAGCUGGAACAAGUUAAUGGAUACUGGAGCACAUGGGUUUUAGAGCUGCAACAAGUUAACGGCAACUCAGUCAGAUGCAUUAAGAGCUUAUGCGUAUUACGGCUCAGCUAUGUUAACAGAAAACAUGUGCCCAAGCAAGGGGUUUACCUGAGAGGACCAGAGGGUAUGGCUCUGUCUGUCCCCCCUCUCUGCAUGGUCCCUGAGGGGCCCCGGUCCCGCUCCCACUGCUGCGCCCCAGUUGGGCGGCUGCAGGGUCUGGGGGGCCCUUCUGGGCGAGGUGCCCCCACCCGCAGCGUGGCCUGCCGGCCUGGCCUGUGAGCGCAGUCCCUCAGCGUGAGGAAGGCUCGAGGCCUCAGAUGCUGCAGGGGCACCUUGGCUGUGCCGGCGGGACAUCCUGCUGGCCCCAUUUGGUCCUGCGCACAGCCGCACAGUGUCCUGGCUCCCCACAGCAGUGUUUCUCCAUGCUGAAGUGUCGGCCCUGCUGGGUCUGGCUCUGCAUCAGAGACAGUGUAGUCCCAGACCUUGGAAGAGUUCUGAGAUUGCAGUUGCCACGGUUGUGACAAUAAAUGGGGGACGUGAGGCAGCCUUUGAUGCUGCCUCCUGCAGCUCCCUCCUAGGGACAACUGGGCUAUGGCCAUUUAGAAUGAGAGUGUUUCCUUAGGAUCUGAAGUAUUUUUAUAACUGUGAAAAUUAUAGAAGUGGGUGUGUAAUAAUUAUCUGCUUGGCUCUGUUUGCUGCCAACUCCUACUGGUCCAUUAAAAACAGGAUCUUCCCACACCGGAGUGAUAACCAAGUGCCUCAUCUGUUCCACGAGCACUUACAGAGCUCUCCCAGAACAUAAAGGGAGCUGCUUGUGUCAUUAUUUAACAAAACACAACCAAAAAAAAGAACUCACAUGAGUUGAUCCUUAGGCGGACAGGCAAGUAGGGCAGCUGGGAGGUCUCGGUCCCAUCCUUUCCUUGCAUCACAGCCCCCGUGCAGGCAGGAACGUAGCCAGAGUGGAAGGAGAGCGGGAGCUGAAGGUGUGUGAUCUUCAGGAGCUCUUCUGCCAAAAAAGAAAGUUCUGGUCUCUGUUUGGUACUUUGCAAGUUCGUGAGCAGUCGGGUUUGCCACAGAGCACAAGAUGAAUGUUAAAAAGUCGGAGGGAGCUUGGAGGAAAGAGUAGGAAGGUGCUUGUGUAGAUUGAGCUCUGUUCAGGAAAAGGUUAAUACUUCUGGUUGCGUUCUUGUUUCAGUAUAACGUGGUAAAACUGUGUAAAGGAAACAGUUUUUAGCAAAUGUGUCAUUUUCUUCACUGCGUUGUUAACGACCCCCAAGCAUAACCUGUUGCCUCUCAUCUGACUCUCACUAAAUGAGUUCAUGUUCCCACUGACCAGCUUGGGAUAGGAGCGGGCAGAAAUAGCAUCCUCCAAGUACCAAUGCAUGGGUUCCAUUGAUGUUUCUCCCCCUGGGAGCUGACUGGAGUGUGCUUGGCUUGGGUUGAUCCUGGCAACAAAGACCAGCUCUGCUCAGCAGCACAUGGAGCUGCAAGGAGUGCUGCCACUGGGUUCAUAUGUAGGGCUCUGGCAGCUUUCAGCACCUACGGAGGUGCUGUUGGAGGGACACGUGUUGGUGAUAUGGGGAGCAGCAAAGUUUUGUCCUAGGACAGCCUAGCACCGGGAAUGAUCUGCUGAUGCUUUCAGGUUUCAGGUUUGCUAUUUUAACACAGGGUUAGUUCAGAGUCUCAGAGAGUUUAUAGCCAAGCUGCAGAUUUUAAGACCGGAACAGUCAGGUUGCUGAAUUUCUUCCCAGCACAGAUGCUUUAUGUAUGUUUGAGCCAGUACUUUGUGCUGUCUCCACAAGAGAUACAGCCUCUUUUCUUGUUAGCUUGUUCCUGUGGUUAGUCACCUACAGCAUCAAAGCAUGAUCCAUGUUUUUCAGCUAAAUUUGUCUGGCUUUGACUCAUGAACAUUGGUUCCUAUUAUGUGUUUCUGUUCUGGAUUAGAGUCCCUGGUGCCUGAUGGGUUGUUUCCUUAAAGAACCAGGAAAUCAAGUGAUUGCUUUAUCUUUUUAACCUGACAAAUGAAUUGUACAAGUCUUUAACUGGAAAAAUCUUUCAGCCCCCUGGAACCGUUUUGCAGCUGUUCUUCUUCAUCAUUUUCAGAUUUCCAAGCAAUUUCAAUAGAGGUGUUUGGACUGGAAAUGGAAAAAUAUCAGCUUUUAAUCUCUAUUAAAAAUGUGUGGCCUUUCCCCACACCUUUUCCAUAUCACCCCUGUUAGGUACAGAAUGCAUGUGGCACUGGGGUGAAUUGCUGACAAGUUCCUUUCACUUCCUAAUGUCUAUGCUGAGUUUGUGCUCCGAGGUGUUUAGGUGACCCUAAAUGUGGGAGAGCUGGGAUUACUUGGGAAGAGCUCCUGGGAUGGUAGGAAGGCAAAUGUGAUCCUGCCUCUUGGUUUUUAUAGCCUUCAGCCUAAGCACAGUGUUCACAGAUGGAACCACACACUGUUUCUUUCCCAACCAGGCAAGACAUCACUGGGCAUCAUGUAGACAAGGGAGGAGCUGGAGCUGGGCUGUGGCAGUUCCUAGUUUGGUUUUUCAUUUGCUAGUACAAGCUGGCCACUGAGGAAGGCUAAAGGUGGGCAAUGGCCAGGAGACACUGACAGCUUCCAGGCAGUGUGCUCUCCAUUUCUGAUGCAUGGUGGCAGACUUGCUCUCUUGAUGGCAGGAGGUGGGAGCUGCCCACAGCUGGGUUUGCUGCGUUUUACUGAUGGCCAGGUUUUGGCUGGAGAGGACAGGCUGGCUAUGACCUCAUGCACAAAUCCCAUGCAAAGGCUCUAUAAACGGGAUUGUUUUAGCUGCAAACAGGCAAGGUCUUCUUUUUCGUGAGUCACCUGUGGGGGCCACCUAUGCAGACACCCGCAGGGGCCUUUGUGCCUCCAUAGGGUCUGGGAGCAGAGGGAGCUCUGUCUGCCCAGUAACGCUCCCCCAGCCUGCUCUUCUGUGACACUUUUCCAUUUUCCCUGUGGGAACAGUACUCUGAAUUUCUUGAGCUUGUUUGGGCGUAAAAUCUGAAUUAGGCACUGGGUGUAAGUUUGGAGACUUGGAGUCUGCUCCUGGCUCGGUCACUGUGGUGUCCUUGGGUGAGCUCAGAUCUCAUCGCUGGAGACCUUCGUUUCCAUGUGUAUUACAUUUGGGUCCUCUGUGAAAGCAGCUUACCCAGCCCAGUUAAGCUUGUUGCAAAUUAUGCACGAGCGCCAGCGUCGCAGGGCUGCUGGCUGUGCUGCUCCCAGGGGCUGCAUUCAGCACACACAGCUGGGAGCGGGCCCGGUGCUGCGGGCAGUGCUUUGUGGCCAGCGCUUGCCGAGCACACGAGGCCAUGGCCAGCCUUCUUCGUCUCCAUGGCCAGCCUCUUCGUCUCCCUGGCAGGGGCUGGAGGCCUCGAGGAGGGGCAGCGGGGUUGCUCUUCUGGACCCAUCUGGUGAAGUCUGUCACAGGCUCUUCCCUGCGCCCAGCCCGCUCUGGUCAGCAGCCAAGGGACCAACAGUGUCCCUGCUGCUCUUUUCCCUCCCCCGGGGAUGGGGAGGGGGAUGCGGGCUUUGAUGUGCGGGCACAGGACUGGGGACGGGCUGUGUGUGUUCAUGAGAGCCUGGCCGGGCUCCAGCUGCCUUUGAAGUGCUCCAGUGAUCAGGAUGAAAGGGAGGGGAGUCCUUCUCCAAACCAUCUGGCUCUAAUUGCAGGUAGAAAUGCCUCUCCGCAUCCCCCGUGGGGAGGGGCACGCCGCUCUCUUGGUUAAUCCCGCCACUCUUGUCUGGGCUGCUGCAGAGGGCAAGAGCUUGGGAACAAAAGGGGGUUUCAGCCAGGCAGCCAGAAAUAGUCGCUGCUGGCAGAGCUGCCAGGGCUUCGGGCACCUCUGCGCCCAGUACGGAGCUGCAGGGCCCCGGGGAAAUUCCCAGGGAAACCCAUGCCAUGAUAGGGCUUUGCCAUUUGUUCCCGUCUCCGAUUUCAUCCCUCUGAUUCACACCCUUCCGUGCCAGCGUGGAGGUGAGGGCCGUGGGGACGCAGGGCCAACCUGGCUAUGUGGCAACCGAGGGUCCCUGCCCACUCCUGCCCGGCCACCGAGGGCUGGGCAGCAGGGUUCCGUGUGUCACUGAGGUGGCAGCAGCAGACAGUCACUGGCAGUACAUACAAGUCGUUUGCUUUGUUGUGUUUGUCUGGGCACUCUUCCCAAGGAAGUAAUGGCAGUUUGGUUAUAUCAACAGUUCUGUUUCCUCCUUGCGAUAGUCUUUGGGCAGCAUCUUAAAUCUCAGUUACUUAAAGCAACGUGGGUUUAGUUUUAAGUAAUCUGCACUAGUAUUGAUACACAGAGUGAUUUCUCUAGGUGAGAAGUCUUGUUGUAAAUCACCUCACGUGAGCUCUGGCAGCUCUGUGCUCAUGAGCAACCGUUGCUGUUACCCAUUGCCAGGAACCAAGAAACAGCCAAAAAGGGAGAACAAAGCGGAAAGCCAGGUGGCAUCGGGACUGGGACAGCAGAGACAUGCAAAGGGAGGGUGAUCGAUGGGAUGGGAGCACAGCCUGAGCGGGCCUGUAGGCUGCCUGAGUGCAGUGAGGUCCCAGCACAGCGCAGGCCUCUUGGUGUUAAUUAAUUGUUAAUCAUUGUUCUGCUCCAUGCUGCGGUGAGAUGAGGCAGGGGGACUGUUCAGCACAGAAGAGCAGAUCCUGCUUCUCUAGGCAGCAGCCACCCUCAGGAGAUGGCUGGGUGAGCGAGGGGCCAUCCUCACUGCCUCUUCCC
Messenger RNA from Gallus gallus (chicken), 9259 nucleotides. It is a transcript of the gene ISM2, whose product is annotated as isthmin 2. Lineage: Eukaryota; Metazoa; Chordata; Aves; Galliformes; Phasianidae. The transcript is spliced from 2 exons. Bases 543 to 1775 code for a protein of 410 amino acids. The record is from RefSeq and is a predicted model, not a curated record.